AUGGCAGAGCCACCUAUCGACCUCAAGACACUCCGCACCCCCAGCGAUACACUCAAACCACAAGCACACGCGAAUGACUCGAAGGUAGACAUCAAAGAUGACAGCACCGUCCUACAGACUUGCGCAUAUAUAAUCCAAGCCCCCUCCCCGCCCUUUCCCGUCUUUGUGAUAGCAUAUGCCAUCAAUGGCUUCGGCAUCGCUCUUCAGGACGCCCAAGCGAACGGCUUUGUCGCGAGCCUGAAGGACAACCCGACGACGAAAAUGGGCAUAAUGCACGCUGUAUACGGAACGGGUGCUCUCUGCGCACCGCUGGUAGCCACGCAGUUCGCCCAGCUCCGCCACUGGUCGUACCAUUUUCUGUGCUCGCUGGGCGUCGCAGCCUCUUGCGGUGUCGUUCUGUCCGCCGUUUUUCGCUUCAAGACACAAGACGAAUGCUACGCGGAGAUAGGCCAGGCCGCGAACGAGUCCGGCGAGAGUGCGGAGAGCGACUACAAGCAGAUCUUUACGUUGAAGGCUGUCCACCUCCUCGCGAUAUUCAGCCUCAUAUAUGUCGGCGUCGAAGUCACUAUCGGAGGAUGGACCGUCACGUACGUUAUCGACACAAGGCAUGGAGGUUCUUCGUCUGGAUAUAUAUCCUCUGGUUUCUUCGGCGGACUGACCCUUGGGCGGGUCGCUCUUCUAUGGGUUAAUCAUAAGGUCGGUGAGAGGACGGUACUUUUCAUAUACGCCGCUCUUGCCCUGGGGCUGGAGCUCGUUAUCUGGCUCGUCCCCUCUCUCAUCGGCGGCGCUGUGACAGUAUCUAUAGUCGGUGUGCUGCUGGGACCGAUGUACCCAAUCAUCAUGAACCACUCCGGGCGUAUCCUGCCGCGUUGGCUUUUGACAGGUGCCAUUGGAUGGAUUGCAGGGCUAGGACAGGCGGGUUCAGCGCUGAUUCCAUUCAUCACGGGUGCCUUCGCAUCCCGGUUUGGUAUCACCAGCUUACAGCCUGUGUUGGUUGCGAUGAUGGGAUGUAUGAUCGCGAUAUGGGCCAUUGUACCCAACAGUCCGCGACGUCCGGAUUAGACACCAACGAUAAAACGAAAUAAUGUUACGUGUUAUAAUGAACCACAACAAUUCAGACGUUCGCACAAACAGUUGAUGAUGUACCAGACAAACGUUAUAUACUGAGGUUACACCAAGCGGACGUCACAGGAACCUCCAGCGCAUCACCGCUUUCUUCUCGUCCUGCUACCGUUUGUUGCGGCUUGCAUAUUUGCACGUCCUUUUUGCCGUUGUACAUCCGGAGAUGUAAUCGAACCCACUGAUGAUGCAGCCGACAGCCUGGUCGAGCGUCUCGGCCGGAAUGAUGACUCAUCCUCAUCGCUGCUCGCCCUCGAAGACCGUCCCUUUCGUGAGGGCUUCCUGGGCGACGCAGGCAGCGGCGGGACAUCGUCUUCGAGCUCCUCCAGGGUGUACGAACCAGGUAUACUGCGGCUGAGGUCCGCCUCUUCUUUCUGUCGCUUGGUAGGAGUGGGAUUGUGGUCGGUAUUCCGACCGCGAGUACGUUUGCUGGGGGGAGGCGUCGGGGAGACAGGAGGAGAAGGACUGGGACUGCGUGCUCCAUUGAACAUAGCCGCUGCACUGGCGUGGCUUUGCUCUGAACCAUGGCUGGAGCGGAAGAAUAGCUGUUCUGGGCUAGGCUCCGGUUCGGGGGACGGCGUGUCAAUAGUCUCAUCGGGAUCGAAUGCUCCAGGCAAAGCCCUUCUUUGGGACUCAGAGAGAGAUUUGUCGGCGCGCUUCGGGGACCCCCGAGAACUGGCGAGCGACGCUGAGAGCGAAUCCGACGUGCUCGGACGAGAUGGUGCGAAGAUGGACGCCGAGAACUCAUUUGCCGGGGGUUCUUCCUGUUGAACAGGUGCCGACUGCUCAUUCGCAAUGUCGGAUGCUGAGACCAUCGCAACGUCUUUGUCAUUUUGGGAAGGUUCUGUGGCGGGUAGAGGUAGCUGACCGUUGGUCUGCUCUUCUGCUGUAUUUUCAGCAGGGAGAUCCUUCGGCAGCGCCAGGGAGGGUGGUGUAGGAGGACGGUCCAGAUUCCUGGGGGUGUACCUGCGCUCGGGCGACCUCUUCAAUGGUCGUCUCUUCGACGGAUCGUAGAAUGCGUUAGGUGCUUUAUUAGCGCUCCCCGUCUUAUUGAAUAAUGAAUUCCCUGGGAGCACCAUUGGCGAGUUGGGCUUCCCAAGUCCAAAAAGACCAUUCCCAUAUUUCAUGCCAGACGGACCGGC
Gloeophyllum trabeum ATCC 11539 is the source of this 2261-nucleotide messenger RNA. Its product is annotated as MFS general substrate transporter. The coding region runs from base 1 to 1062 and encodes 353 amino acids. The transcript has 9 exons. Gene Ontology annotation, cellular component: membrane. Gene Ontology annotation, molecular function: transmembrane transporter activity. The record is from RefSeq and is a predicted model, not a curated record. Lineage: Eukaryota; Fungi; Basidiomycota; Agaricomycetes; Gloeophyllales; Gloeophyllaceae. Gene Ontology annotation, biological process: transmembrane transport.